CAUCAACUUGCGCCUUCGAGCAAUUGAAAAAGCAUGGUGAAUAGUGGACCAAUACUAGAGAGACAUAAUGGUAACUCAUAAACGACACUAGGCGCAGUUUUUUUUCCACAUAUUGCUGAAAAUGGCAUUGUUUCAAGUAAACAGGUAUCUUGGCGAGGAUGAAGAUGGAGGUAUUUCAAAAGAGUCUCGGUCCCUGAAGUUACUUGCUAAACUGCAUGCAAAGGCAAAAGAAAAGCAGGAACGGCCCCCAGAGCAGACGUUACAGCUUUCUGACAAACAUGAAAGUUGUCAUGGUGGUAAAAGGACAAGAAAUGCUGACCGUGACAGAAGUCAAGAAAGUAAUAAAUAUAAAAAGAGGAAGUCAGAAGUCAUAAAAACUGUUUUGGACCAUGAAAUCCAUCAUGCGCCUGCUGAGGAUGAAGAGAAGACGGGGGGAAAUGUGAAGCGGAAGGGUCAACCAGGCAUCCCAGAUAUUAGCCAUUCAGAGACUCCUGUCACUGGAAGAGAUGAAGAAGAUAAGAAGACGGACUUUCAAAUCCACAAACGGAACACAAAUACUUCUGUUCCGUCUGGAUUCACCGUUCUGCGAGGAUUUGAGAACAAACCAGUUCGUAAGGUGCGCAGAGUCUUGCCUCGUUGGCUGGCUCAGCCCGAUGUUUUUGAAAGAGACUUUCAAAGCAAACCGGUGCCUAUGUCUGACAUGGGCGGACUAUCUGUGCCGCUGCUUAACAAGCUCCACAAUAACGGAAUUCAGCACUUCUUUCCAGUGCAAGCAGAGGUUAUCCCAGCCAUCUUGGAGAGUGCACAGCACGGGACGCUGUUUGGACGAGCUGGCUACCAGCCCAGAGAUAUUUGUGUUUCUGCUCCAACAGGAAGUGGCAAAACUCUGGCGUUCGUCAUCCCCGUCAUACAAGUGCUGACGGAGAAAGUGGCGUGUGAAAUCCGUGCCUUGGCUGUGCUACCUACGAAGGAGCUCGCUCAGCAGGUUUGCAAAGUAUUUCUGACAUACGCCGAGGGAACUUCACUGACAGUGGCCAUGCUAGCGGGUCAGAAGUCCUUUGCUGCAGAGCAGGCUUCACUUUCCGAACUGAGAGGCGGGCAGAGACGCAGUUUGGCUGACAUUGUUGUAGCCACUCCAGGUCGACUCGUCGACCAUAUCAACAAGAACUCCGGCUUAUGUCUGGAUCACCUUAGAUUUCUUAUAAUUGAUGAGGCAGACAGGAUGAUUGACAGCAUGCAUCAGUCUUGGCUCAGUGAGGUAGUAAAGGCGGUGUACAGGUCAAGGAGACCAGAAAAAAUGUCCAUUUUCAGGAGAAGAGGACCAUCAUAUGUCACAGCUGCCAGUUUGUCUCCUCCUCAAAUCCCACUUCAGAAGCUUCUGUUUUCCGCCACACUGACCAAAAACCCGGAGAAACUGCAGCAGUUGGGCCUCCACCAGCCCCGACUUUUCAGCUCUGCCGUAGCUCAGCCGACCCUCAGCAAUGGCGGCCUUGACCACGAGUGCUUUGACUUCCCGCAAGGUCUGACGGAGUUUUACGUGCCUUGUACGCUGAGCAAAAAGCCUCUCAUCAUUCUCCAUUUCAUCCUGGCCAUGAAGUUCAGCCCCAUUCUUUGUUUCGCCAACUCCAGAGAGACUACUCACAGACUUUACCUGCUGGUACGACUCUUUGGUGGAGUUAAAGUGGCCGAGUUUUCAUCCCGACUGUCUCCCGCUGAGAGAAAGAAGACGCUGAAGGAAUUUGAACAGGGAAAGAUCCACCUAUUGAUCAGCACAGAUGCGGCCGCCAGGGGCAUUGACAUCACAGGGGUCAAAUGCGUCGUGAACUACGAUGCUCCGCAGUACAUCAGGACGUACAUUCACAGAAUUGGAAGAACUGCAAGAGCUGGAAAAAGUGGCCUGGCCUUCACGUUCCUGCUCGGAGUACAGGAGAAGAACUUCCUUCGGAUGGUUGCUGCAGCAGGAAGCCCAGGCAUCCAAAAGCGGAUCAUUAAACCUUCAAACCUGACGAGUAUGGAAGGCCGAUACGAACAAACACUCCAGGAGCUUGCUGCUGUCAUUAAGGAGGAAAAAAAGCAUACAAGAUGAUGCGCAUUUUUCACGAGAUGCCAGGAGAUCAAAGUCCAUGGAGGGAAUGAGUAACCAUUUUUCUUGUCACCAUGCUUGGAUGUUUUCAUUUCAUAUUACUGCUUACCUCAUGAGGUAAGCAGUAAUAUAGAAAUAUAAAUAAGCCUUAAUUUGCUCAAUUACCUAAGCCGCCAUUUUGAUAACAUUGCGUAGAAUCCAUAUUCAAAGUGUUUGUACGCUAAAAAGCUGAAAAUGACAAAAAGAAAUUGUGUAUUGUCAUUUCUGUAUGAUUUAAAAAAAAAAAAAAAAAAAAAAAAAAAAAAAGAUACUGGACUCUUAGUCUCACUGAGGAAAAUUUCCGGACUAUAAGUAGCACUUUUUUUCAUAGGUUGGCUGUUCCUGCCACUUAUACUCCAGAGCGACUUAUAAAUGAAAAUAUAUAUAAUUUCACACACAGCCACAAGAGGGCACUCUGGACUUUCAUGCUCAUAUCUCCUACUUCUUAACAAUUCAAUAUUUAAACAGCCUAAUAAUAAUAUAAUAUAAUAUAAUAUAAUAUAAUAUAAUAUAAUAACCACAGUAAAAAUGUUACAAAUUAGUAACAAUCCACUCCGAGUUGACUACAUACCAGUUUUAUCUGUUGCAAGCCAUAAGCAGGGUGUAUAAAUAGAAUGUUUGUCUUGUGGUAUUUUCAGAAAGUGGUCCCAGUUGUUGUCUUGACCACCCCCCCCCCCCCCCCCAUGUAUAGGAUCCCUGCAGCACCUGUUGCCCUCUGUGCUUUCCAAAUGCAUUUGAAUGUUUGUUAGUUAGUUUAAAAAGGGACCUUGCCCUGACAUGCAUAAAGUGCAACAUAUUCAAAUGCAUGAUAUGCAAAUAUUGUAAUUGUAAGCAUCAGAAGGCAACAAGAUUUAGGAAGAUACGUAUAUCAACGACAUUUCAGGGGGACAUUUUGACAUUUUGUGUAAACAGAAAAAGUUACAUCUUUGAAUUCAGGUCACGGGCUGCAUGGCGGAUCGGCGGUUAGCGCUGCGCAUCGGCGGUUAGCGCGGCGCAUCGGCGGUUGGUUCGGCGGUUAGCGCGCCGCAUCGGCGGUUGGUUCGGCGGUUAGCGUGGCGCAUCAGCAGUUAGCGUGGCGGUUAGCGUGGCGCAUCGGCGGUUAGCGUGGCGCAUCGGCGGUUAGCGCGGCGCAUCGGCGGUUAGCGCGCCGCAUCGGCGGUUAGCGCGCCGCAUCGGCGGUUGGUUCGGCGGUUAGCGUGGCGGUUAGCGCGGCGCAU
Doryrhamphus excisus (bluestripe pipefish) is the source of this 3339-nucleotide messenger RNA. It is a transcript of the gene ddx51, whose product is annotated as DEAD (Asp-Glu-Ala-Asp) box polypeptide 51. NCBI's taxonomy places the organism in Eukaryota, Metazoa, Chordata, Actinopteri, Syngnathiformes, Syngnathidae. Gene Ontology annotation, molecular function: ATP binding; nucleic acid binding. The record is from RefSeq and is a predicted model, not a curated record.